CGGUGCGCGGUUUGCGAGAAACAAUUCGCACAACAGUGCAAUUUGAAGAUACAUAUGCGAACACAUACAGGAGAGAGGCCGUACGCGUGCAAUAUAUGCGACGCCAGAUUCACCCAAGCAGUCAUCCUGAGACACCAUGUCCAAUCGCAUUCAGAUGAAAGACCGUAUCAGUGUGAAGUUUGCGAGAAAAAAUAUAAAGUAAAGAAAUAUUUUCUUGCGCAUUUAAAAAUACAUGCAGGCGGCGUGAAACCAAAAUAUCAAUGUGAUUAUUGCAACAAGUGGUUCUCGCGGCGAUCGUAUUUACGUCGACAUACAAACGUGCACACCGGGAAGAAUCUUCUAGAAUGCAAUGUUUGUCACAAAAAGUUUGUGCAUCUGCGUUUAUUCAAAAUCCAUGUGAUGUCACACGAGAAGAAGCCUUACGAAUGUGAUGUGUGUAAUGUUAAAUUUAUUCACAAGAACAGUUUCACAAAGCACAAAACGAUACACUUCUUGCGGGAUUCAGUCAAAUAUUUAUGUGACCAUUGUGACUUGACGUUUGAAUCUAAGUUAGCACUUUGUCGCCAUAUACAUGAUCUCAACAUUUAUCCACAUAACAAAUUACCCUUAGAGUCGCCGAAGCCUCGGAGUCGCAUAUUGGACCCGCCCAGUACGCGCCGCAAGGGAGAUCCAUACGAGUGUGCUGUUUGCAACAAAAAGUUUUCCAAUCGAAACGAUUUUACGAGGCAUGUACGCGACACACACAUGGGGGAAAAGCCGUUCACUUGCGCUAUUUGUAACAAACCGUUUGCUCGAAAACACUACCUAAAGCAUCACAUGAGAGUGCACAGUCGCGGGAACCGAUACGAGUGUAGUGUUUGCGACAAAGCAUACACAACAAAAAAGGGUUUGACAGAUCACUUGCCGUCGCACACCGAGAAGCGACAUCGGUGCGAUGUUUGUCACAAGAAGUUCUUACUCGUCAGUACUCUCAACAAGCACAUCCUCACACACAGAAACGAUACGCACGACACGCUCAGAUGCAAUCAUUGCGGACAUAAAUUCAAGUCUAAAUCUAAAUUGAGAAAUCAUAUUAUGAAAUUCAAUGUUUAUCCGCACGCUAAGCGCGGAGAAUCAAAAACUCUAGUUCCUAGUCAUGUCGUCGAAGAUCUCAUCAAGAACGCAAUGAUCAAGAAAGAGAGUCCUCCAAUAACAAGUACUGAACGUCUAGAAACCGAGCGUAGAGUCAAAACUGAAGGUAUGGAGGCAAUACAUCAACAAGCUGUGUGUAUUAAAACUGAAAAUUCUGAUGAAAAUACUGGAAUAAAACUAGAACCAAGUGCCUUAUUGACCCCAAAUAGUAUGACAGCAAAAUCAAACACGAAAAAUGAGAAGGAAUGCCCUAUCUGCUUCAAAGUAAUGGCGCACAAAUACAGCCUCAAUAUUCACAUGAAAAUCCACACUGGCGAGAGGUCAUUCGCAUGUACUGUUUGCGACAAGAGAUUUCAACUGCGCAAGACUCUGCAAAUCCACAUGAGAACGCACACUGGUGAGAAACCAUACCAGUGCCAUGUUUGCAAGAAACGAUUUUCGACUUUAUCGCCGCUGAAUACGCACUUAAUAUUGCAUACGGGCGCCAAGCCUUUUCAGUGCGAUGUGUGCGAAAAACGAUUCGCUUCGAAAUCCAAUUUGUCAAACCACGUAAUAUCGCACAGAAAGGACAAGAUGUUUAAAUGUAAUGUGUGUAGUAAAGGAUUCGCUCGCGCAUCCAGUCUGAAGCAGCACAUGAGACGUCAUCUCGGUGACAGACGGUACGCUUGCAAUUUGUGCGAUUGUAAAUAUGUAAAUAAUACACAUCUGAAGCGCCACUUGCUGACACACGGCGUCCGUGAGAAGCGACACGCUUGUAAUGUGUGUGACAGAAAAUAUUUAACGACAAAUCAUUUAAAACGACACUUGCUAACCCACGAAUAGUAUAGUUAGUACUAGUAAUACCUAAACAGUUUUUUUCAUAUUUGGCAUAAAAGGUAAACAAUCUUAGUGUGUCUUUUUUUAUCAAAAUAUAAUCAAAUAAAUAACCUAGAGAUA
This is a messenger RNA of Plutella xylostella (diamondback moth), 2067 nucleotides long. RefSeq lists its product as uncharacterized. NCBI's taxonomy places the organism in Eukaryota, Metazoa, Arthropoda, Insecta, Lepidoptera, Plutellidae. Gene Ontology annotation, molecular function: RNA polymerase II cis-regulatory region sequence-specific DNA binding; DNA-binding transcription factor activity, RNA polymerase II-specific. The record is from RefSeq and is a predicted model, not a curated record. Gene Ontology annotation, biological process: regulation of DNA-templated transcription.